Molecule: messenger RNA, 5838 nt
Organism: Cotesia glomerata
Lineage: Eukaryota; Metazoa; Arthropoda; Insecta; Hymenoptera; Braconidae
Product: protein bowel-like
Exons: 3
Coding region: 1154-2752 (532 amino acids)
Biological process (GO): embryo development; embryonic hindgut morphogenesis; embryonic pattern specification
Cellular component (GO): nucleus
Molecular function (GO): DNA-binding transcription factor activity, RNA polymerase II-specific; RNA polymerase II transcription regulatory region sequence-specific DNA binding
Source: RefSeq, a predicted model, not a curated record
CAAGCACCAAUACCGAGCCCAAGUCUAACUCCAGCAACAGCAUCUUCAGCAACAAUGACAAUGACAAUGCCAACAGCCAUCAAAUCCUGGCAAAUUUUGAUUUGGUUGAUCUAAUGCCAUAGUCCAUAAACCAGAGGUGAGAUGUCCCACUGAGAGGGCGAGUUAAAUUUGAGUAAUACGGCCCUGAUAGCAUUCUACUUGGUCCAGGCUCAGGCGCAAGCAACCACUUCCAACAAGUUGAGGUCCUCGAAUAUAAAGCCGGUCCCCUUCGCCAGCCGAUUCUAUCUUUGUCUUAAUCAGGCCACCAAGAUCUUGCCUUCUUGUCGAGCAGCUUCUCCAUCUUCCAUUACAUUAUAUUACAAUCCCCCACUGUUCAGCCAGAUAUAGUUAGUUCUUACACUGGCACAUUCGCAUUCAAGGUAUCUCAGGUAAAGCCUCUACUCUACUCCCACUAUCUACCAACUGGGGACCAGGUAACUCAACGAAGAAGGAGAAUUCUUAGAGCAGGACGGAGGUAGCAGAGGAAGAAACUGUGUAGCACAUCCAACAUCCAACAUCCAAUAUCCAAUCCAGCAGCAGCGCUACUAGCGGCAGCCAAACGCAAAGAAACUCACCGCUGUACUCAUACUGCUUCUCUUCUACCCAUCGGUUGCUCGACACACAACUCACACACAGACACUUAAACACACAUAUUCACACACUUAGACACUGGCAUGUGGAUUGAGGUGGAGGUAGCUUACCUGACGGCGUCCAACACGCAGUUAAACGCGCUGGUACCUCGAACCUGCUACUUACCACUUGUGUGCUACAGUUAUGUCGAAUCAGUUUAAGUUGCUACUGGUGUACUCUAGUUUCAGCUGCACUAUUACGUGAAUUAGUAUUGUGCCACUAUGACUGAUAGCUGACUGCUGUUAGAUCAGCAAACUCAAAGAAGAUCUCCUGGUGGAUCAGUCAUCGGAUUUUUUAUCAGUUAUUAGUUGAUCCCAACUAGUGUCAGUGAUGUGUUGCUAGCUUGCUUUUUUUUCAAAAAGGCUUAAUGCAUUAUUGUAGCUCUUGUUUUGUGGUGUGAUAGUGAUUGCAAUGAAAUCCUGGAUCUGGAACUAACGCUGGAGAAUUUUAUACAAGGUCACAGGUACUGAGCCAAGGAGACAAGAUGCCAACGGACUUGGUGAUAACCUCUUCCGCGGCGGAAGAAACACGGUCGAGGGACUUGCUGAUAUCCACGAGGAACACAUCUCAUGGAUCAAGUUCCUCAAACUCAGGAGGAGGCUCUGGAUCUUCUGGAUCCCGACAGUUUGAUCCAGCAAGCUUAUCAGCUUACCACCACCAUCACCAUCAUCAUCACCAUAGUUUCGUAGCGGGGCUAGGCCAUCCUCAUCACCGGGAGUCAUCAGCUUUCGUUCCGGUGGUACCAUCGCGGCUGCAUCUAGCGCCUUAUCCUGGAGAUAUGCAUCCACAUCUUUCAGGACCGCCUCCGCAACCGAAUUCAGCGAAUUCGAACCAGGAACAUGAUGCUCCAGAUGGCCCACCAGUGAGGAAGUCUUCUAGUUAUGACAUAAUGGCGAUGAUGGCUGACAAAAGGAAGGAACUAGCUGCAGCACGAGCUCUUCUUCUGCCACCACCUCCACUGUUGGAGCCUCCGCAAGGAUACCCAGUUUUUACGGGUCCAUUUCCUGGUAGCAGUGCCAUGUACCCACCUGGAGGACCUCUAGCUCAUCAGCACCUAGACCGGAGAUUGCUUCGUGCUCCAGGAAGAGCAUCUAGACCUAAAAAACAGUUCAUUUGUAAAUUCUGCAAUCGGCAGUUUACGAAAAGUUAUAAUUUGUUGAUUCACGAAAGAACUCAUACUGACGAGAGACCGUAUUCCUGUGAUAUAUGUGGAAAAGCUUUUCGACGGCAGGAUCAUCUUAGAGAUCAUCGGUACAUCCACAGCAAGGAGAAGCCGUUCAAGUGUGGCGAAUGCGGAAAGGGCUUCUGCCAGAGUCGCACCCUCGCAGUGCAUAAGAUUCUUCAUAUGGAGGAGUCACCCCACAAGUGCCCAGUCUGCGCCAGGAGCUUUAAUCAGCGCAGCAACUUGAAGACGCACUUAUUGACCCACACCGACCACAAGCCCUACGAAUGUACAUCCUGCGGGAAAGUCUUCCGAAGGAACUGCGACUUACGUAGACAUGCACUUACUCACGCAGUAGGUGACGUCCCACCCGAAGCCCUCGAGGAAGCUCUUCGAGACGACGACAGUCCUGAAGAAGAUGGCCCAGAAGCUUCAGGUCCGGGUCCUUCUAGUUCAACUUCUAGUUCAACGUCUUCCAGUAAUCCGAAUCCUAAUCCCAGUUCUAACUCAAACCCCAGCAGUUCCUCUUCAAGCUACACACCUCAGAACCUGACACCAAGACCUCAGCUGCAAAUUCGACGGGAUUUGCUCCCAGUGAAACCAGCUACCAUUACCAGUAAUGGUCAAAGCAACCCCCCAGCUCAUUUACCGCCACCUCCUCCUCCACCACCACCAAUCCUUACCUCCUACCGCCGAAGACUUGGAUCACCUGGUCCGUCAAGGGUUCUCCUGGAGAUUCAGGAACGAGAACGUGAACGCGAACGAGAACUUGAACGACAAAGGGAACGAGAACGGGAACGCGAAAGGAUUCAAGAAGAGAAGUCUCGGGCUCCAAGAGCUCCAACUCCGCAACCACCGCCACCACCUAGACCCGCACCUGCUAGACAAGGAUUCACCAUCGAGGACAUAAUGCGCCGGUAAAAUAAUAAAGAGACACUAAAAGUGCUUAUAUUACUUAUAUUGCUUUAGACUGGUGUCAGAAGAGCCGGAAUCCGCUUAACGGAUUCGUAAUGACUUUAAAAAAAAGAACGGUGUGGCAUGCUUCUGUACCAUCAAUCAUCGGACUCUUGAGAGUCGAGGGGCAUCCAUUAUCCCAAGGACAAAAAGAUUUGAAUGUGCGUGAGAAUAUAUGUGUGUUGGUUUGAGUAUGAGUAAGUUAAAAAUGAAUAUCUAUAUGCUUUAUGUAUUUAUAAAGAGAGACUGAAGGCGAUUGGACUGAAGUUAAGGAAAUGGCGGAGUCAUCCUUCCCGCAGAGAUUUCAACUCCCAACUUGAGGAUCUAAGUUAUAUCCAAGACACUGCUCAUUGCCCGUACUCGUUUAAUGAUGUAACGCUCAUAUAUUAACUAUUCAUAAGCAUAAAUCCUUUUUUUUUUGUGGUGAUCAACAAGUACAAUCUCAAUAGUGCAACGACCACUAAUUCUACAUGGUAAAAAAUUUUUAAAUAUUUAACCUUUUCUAGUUGACUUUGAUUUUUUAAUUUGUUUAAGUUUUGAUUGCAAUCAGAAUUUUAUUAUUCAAGAAAAUGUAUACUUAUUUUUGGUAAAAUCUUUUACUGUGUAGAAAUGAUGGUUAUUUAGCUUCCAGCAUCACACAUUAUCGUUAUCAGUAACUGUAAGUGAAAUUUUAGGUUAAGAACGCUUCGCAGUGCAAUUGGUCGGUGAUAGUACUAUUAUUUUAAUCAAACAAAGGAAACCUAGCUGGAAUUUAAGAAAAAGGUUUAAGUUUAGUGUAGCAGUUACAACUAUACGGCAAGUAGUAUCCUCCAGCAGGGUUUCUAUUCGGUGUAAAUAGAUGUGGCCUGUGCCAAUUACGUUAACAAAGUGAGCAUAGUGUGAUUACAAAAGUGCUUCCAAGAAUUAGUAUAAAGCUCACUGUUGAAAGUUUAAAUGAUCCUCGAAGAUACAAAGGCUGGAUUCGUUCUUUGUGGAUGCAAAAUUUACCCGCUUAAAACCAGCUACGGACUCUUAUGUCUCGAGAAUCCAGUGUAGGGUAUAGGACACUAGCAUCUACGUUUAGUUUAUGUGUGUGUAUGUGUGCUACCGUGUGACAGGUGCAAUCGUUCUGGAAACCGGCGGUAGAUGUCGGGUGCCAAGGAUUGGUUACCUGUCCGUUAAAUCUAUUCGUGAAUUAAUAAUAAUAAAUAGUAGACCCUCAUCUCAUCAACACAAAAACCAGGUCUAUACCCGAGUAUUGGUUGAUGGUAUACCUGCACUUUCUCGUGUAGUUUUCAAAUAAAUGUUAACUAUUAACUAGUCGCUUUGUCCGGGUCUAUGGACGAUAAAUGGUAGCAGUCUUUAAAAAAAUAUCACAAAGGGACUAGACCUUCAAGCUUCUGUUCUCAUACUUCUUUUUCUGCCACCCGAUAUUGCGCCAUAAAAGAAAUUCUAUUUGUACCACUUUACCGAGAAGCAGCCAUAGGUUGCCGGAAUUUACUGAAAAAUAGCUCAUUUUCAGUUCUUUCUUAUACUUGCCCCAAAAAAGGGCUUUUUGUACGUUUUUUUCUUUUUUGAGUGUUGAAGAGGCCCAAACAACCAUUAGAAGGAAUUUAAAGGUUUUAUCCGCAUCGGCUUACAUCAAUUUUGCCAAAUUAUAAAUUUUUUUUCGAAAGAAUUUUUUCAAGUUUCUGCAAAAUUUUCCCUGAAAAAAAAACGUAUCGAUUAUGAGUACAAAAAAAAAAAAUUUUUUUUGUACUUUUUCUAGACCAAACAUAACGAAAAGAACUCAUCUGACAAUAAAUAAUUGCUUAGAUAAACAAAAAAUUAUAGAAGAAGUUUUGAAAUUUUUAACAUUUUUUUUCUGGGCGCCAGUAGAAAAAAGUAAAAAUUUUAAAUUAUUGAUAACUUCAAAACUUUAAAUUUUUUUUUAAUGCGUUAUAAUACCUGUUUUGUCCCCUCAACAUCUUUAAAGAUUAUUUCAAACUUAAGAGCUCUUUUAGGUCAAUAUAGUAAAAAAAGGACGAAACCGGAUCCUCUAAAAAAAUCUAUUUUUUUUUCUCCGAAGAAAUCUAUUGUCAACAUAAGUGAAACUGCUACCAAGCAUAUAAACUUAAAAAUUUUAUCAGCAAUUUUUUUUAAUUUUUUUGUAACUAUUUUGAAGCCUUUCUGCACAAAGGAAAAAUAUUGGACAUAUUUUUAGAAACUGAGAUAUCAAUUUCAUGAAAUGUCAUGUAUUUAAAUGGCUUAAUACCUAUUCCACUUCAACAAGUUGACAAUAUUUCAUUUUGCAUAAAAAGGGCGGACAAAAAAAUUCUUGAAAUCGUAUUUUUUCCUGGGCGGAGCAAAUUAAUUUCUUUUAAAAAAGGAUAAGAGUGUGUCUGUUUUGCUUCUUGGAGAGCACAAAGAAAAAAAAUUUUUAAAAAUCCUAUGUGGCUUCUGAGCAUGUUAAGAUGUGUGUGUUUGUGUUGAUGAAAGAUACAAACGUAAAUGCUAAGUGUCUUAUACCCUUAUGUUAUUAAGCGAACUCAAAUCGGUUGAAGGAUCUCUUAAAGAAUUUUUAAAAAAGUACUUUAUAAAUAAAAAAAAAAAAAAAAACUAUGAAGAAACGAGAGAUGAGGUCGUAUUAAUUAUGUGAUAAUUUAGGUACAUUUAUCAUGUAAACGUAUAAUGUAUUUUGAAAUUGAACAAUAUUUUUAUUUAGCCUAAUUAAGAUACAAACAAUUUUAAUAAAAUAAGUAAUGUCAUGAUAUAAUGAAUGUGUUGGUUGUUAAAUUUAUAAAUAUUAAAAAAAGUGAUUCUUGUUUUUGUGAAAUACAUUGAAUUGAUGAUUGACUAUGUAUAGUACAAUUUUAUCUAUUUUCUUAUAAGCGGUUGUGACGAAAAUUGCGGCCAUGUUUUUUAGGAUACCUAUUUUUAUUAUUAAUAUUAAUAUUAUAUAUUUUUAUGUUUAAUGUACUGUAAUGUCAAUAUAAGGUCGAGUAUUGUUACGGAAAAUACAACUGAUGUAAUAUACGAUAAGAUUAUAAAACAAAUAUAUAUAGAUGAACAAAUAAAGGAAAUUAUUAUUCAAA